CAUGCACACAACUCAGUGACACCACACCUGACUUCACCUGCUGUUGAUUAGUCGAGUCAGGUGUGGUAGUUUAGCGUUUGACACACGAGCAACUUCAGGACUGAUGUUGAAAAUCAGCGUGGACCAAACAGGAGCUGGAUGAGAUGGAAAUGGAGGACGGCACGCAGUAUGAGUUGGAGAGACAGUUCCCCUACAGCCCUCAGGCAGACUUUUUCUUCAGCAUGACCCACGAGGAGAGAAUAGAUGCUGACAGAAGAUCUAUCUAUGUGGGGAAUGUUGAUUAUGGAGCGACUGCGGACGAACUGGAGAUGUACUUCAACAGUUGUGGCCAUAUUAACAGAGUAACAAUCCCGUAUAAUAGAUUCACAGGCCAUCCAAAAGGCUUUGCCUACAUCGAGUUCUCAGACAGGGACUCUGUGCGGACAGCCAUGGCUUUAGAUGAAACGCUUUUCAGAGGACGCCUUAUUAAGGUGCUACCAAAAAGAACCAACGUCCCAGGUUUCAGGACUACAGACAGGUACUUGCGAGGAGGCUGGACCAGAGGACGUGGUUACCGGCCCUCGAGACUUUACAGCCCGCUCAGAGGCUGCAACUUAAUUAGGGAAAAUGGAGGAGCCCAUCCUUGGAUUGAUUCUUUUUGAUAUUAAAAUUUCAUUUUUUCCCCCAUUAUCUUCAGAGCACUUCUUCGUGCUGUUUGUUUUGUUUAUAUUUUGAUCACGUUCAGUAUGAUACUGCAAA
This is a messenger RNA of Triplophysa dalaica, 738 nucleotides long. RefSeq names its product PABPN1 like, cytoplasmic (gene pabpn1l). Gene Ontology annotation, molecular function: RNA binding. NCBI's taxonomy places the organism in Eukaryota, Metazoa, Chordata, Actinopteri, Cypriniformes, Nemacheilidae. Bases 144 to 641 code for a protein of 165 amino acids. The record is from RefSeq and is a predicted model, not a curated record. The transcript has 7 exons.